This is a messenger RNA of Octodon degus (degu), 1850 nucleotides long. RefSeq names its product glycerol kinase 2 (gene Gk2). Gene Ontology annotation, cellular component: mitochondrion. The transcript has a single exon. Gene Ontology annotation, molecular function: glycerol kinase activity. The record is from RefSeq and is a predicted model, not a curated record. Bases 21 to 1682 code for a protein of 553 amino acids. Gene Ontology annotation, biological process: glycerol metabolic process; triglyceride metabolic process; glycerol-3-phosphate biosynthetic process. Lineage: Eukaryota; Metazoa; Chordata; Mammalia; Rodentia; Octodontidae.
ACGUAGUAGAGACUGGCUUCAUGGCCGCUGCGAAGAAGGCAGCGGUGGGACCCUUGGUGGGCGCGGUGGUGCAGGGCACCAACUCCACCCGCUUUCUGGUUUUCAGAGCAAAAACAGCAGAACUGCUUGGUCAUCAUCAAGUGGAACUAACGCAAGAGUUCCCAAAAGAAGGAUGGGUGGAACAGGACCCGAAGGAAAUUCUUCAGUCGGUUUAUGAGUGCAUAGCGAGAACGUGCGAGAAACUUGACCAAGAGAAUAUUGAUAUAUCCAACAUAAAAGCUAUAGGUAUCAGCAACCAGAGGGAAACUACUGUCAUCUGGGACAGGUUAACUGGAGAGCCACUCUACAAUGCCGUGGUUUGGCUUGAUCUAAGAACCCAAUCUACUGUUGAGAUUCUCAGCAGAAAAAUUCCUGGAAAUAAUAACUUCGUCAAGUCUAAAACUGGCCUUCCCCUUAGCACUUAUUUUAGUGCUGUAAAACUUCGUUGGAUGCUGGAUAAUGUGAGAAAAGUCCAGAAAGCUGUGGAGGAAGGUCGAGCUCUGUUUGGUACCAUUGAUUCUUGGCUUAUCUGGAGUAUGACAGGAGGAGUCAAUGGAGGUGUCCACGGGACAGACGUAACAAAUGCAAGUAGGACAAUGCUUUUCAACAUCCAUUCUUUGGAAUGGGAUAAAGAGCUCUGUAACUUCUUCGAAAUUCCUAUACACAUUCUUCCCAAUGUCUGGAGUUGUUCUGAGAUCUAUGGCCUGAUGAAAGGUGGGGCUUUGGAAGGUGUCCCAAUAUCUGGGUGUUUGGGAGAUCAGUCUGCUGCAUUAGUAGGGCAAAUGUGCUUCCAGGAAGGACAAGCCAAAAACACGUAUGGAACAGGCUGUUUCUUACUGUGUAAUACAGGUCAGAAGUGCAUAUUUUCUGAACAUGGCCUUCUGACCACAGUGGCUUACAAAUUAGGCAAAGACAAACCAGUGUAUUACGCAUUGGAAGGUUCUGUUGCUAUAGCUGGUGCAGUUAUUCGUUGGCUGAAAGACAAUCUUGGUAUUAUAAAGACCUCAAAAGAAAUUGAAAGCCUUGCUAAAGAAGCAGGUACUUCUUAUGGCUGCUACUUUGUUCCAGCUUUUUCAGGGUUGUAUGCUCCUUAUUGGGAGCCCAGCGCAAGAGGAAUAAUCUGUGGGCUCACUCAGUUUACUAAUAAGUGUCAUAUUGCUUUUGCGGCAUUAGAAGCUGUUUGUUUCCAAACUCGCGAAAUUUUGGAAGCCAUGAACCGUGACUGUGGAAUUCUAUUCCAUCAUUUACAGGUAGAUGGAAACAUGACCAGCAACAGAAUUCUUAUGCAACUACAAGCAGAUAUUUUACAUAUUCCAGUAAUAAGGUCUUCUCUGCCUGAAACAACAGCGUUGGGAGCUGCCAUGGCUGCAGGAGCUGCAGAAGGAGUAGGUGUUUGGAGUUUUAAACCUGAGGAUUUGUCAGCAAUCACAAUGGAACGCAUUGAACCACAGAUCCAAGCCACAGAAAGUGAAAUCCGUUAUUCUACCUGGAAGAAAGCUGUGAUGAAGACAAUGGGCUGGGUUUCAACUCGGGCUCCCGAAAAUGGUGAACUUGCUAUCUUCUCUAGUAUGCCCUUGGGCUUUUUUAUAGUGAGUAGCUUGAUAAUAUUCAUUGGAGCAAGAUACAUCUCAGGCAUGCCCUAAUAAUUCCAGCCAUGGAUUUACAAGAAUUAAGCUUUUUACUACUAAACUAAUCCAAGAAUUUUGUCUUUCAGUAUGAUAAUGCUAUGAUACACUCUGAUUUUAUUUAUAGAACAUGUACUGUAUGAUCCAUGAGAGUCUUACAGGUAGAUCUGUGGUUUGAAAUAAAGA